AUGUACCCCGUCACCGAGGAGCAAGCGGACGAGAUACAAAACGCGGGAGAGGCCGCUCAGCAAGAGUUUGCACGACGCGUUGUUGGUAUUGGAAAGGACGACCCUGAAGCUCAGGCCGCUUGGCAAGAAGCUCAAGACGACGUUGACGAACAAAUCGGUGCAGACCAGGCCCCGCAGGAACCUACAGCCCGAGAAGACGAACCUUUGACUAAUAUUGAAGAGUCUACUGAGAACGUUGCCGAAGAGGCUGCCGAAGAAGCUGCCGAGGAGCAAGACGCGGUUGCGGAGCCUGCCGAAGGCGAAGAAGCCAGCGCAGAAGAGACCGUGCAGCCAACACCAGUCCCCAAGGGACCGUUGAUGGGCUGGACGCUGACUGUCCGCAGUCAGGUCAACGGAGGCUACGUGGACCGUCCAGAACAGCUGAGCGAGUACGACGACUGGAAACUUGAGUACCAUUUGAAGGAAAUACCCGCGGAAACACGCUGGAAGUUGUACUCAGCGCUGAAGGCGCGAAGACACGAGCUUAUCGGACAAGACGAGGAAGCGAUCGAUAAGAGUCUCAAGCACUACCGUGAUGUCAUCUCGCGCUACACCAACCGUGGACGCAAGUGGAGAGAGGAGCAAGACAAGCUCAAUGACGCGAAGGGCGUGCAGGUUUUCCGGCCGCUUGGCCCCGGUUCAGACGCAAAGGUCGUGUCGUCAGACUAUGAACUUACGAAGGAGACUGAAGGCUCUGACAAGACCGAGGUCUCUCAAGAGCAGGCAGCGGAGGAGCCCUACAGUGAGGAAUCCAAGCCAGACGAAUCACUUUCCAAGGAAAAGAAGGAGGAAGUCUUAGAUGGCUUGCCCUCAGUACCAUCGUAA
Alternaria ventricosa is the source of this 864-nucleotide messenger RNA. RefSeq lists its product as uncharacterized. Bases 1 to 864 code for a protein of 287 amino acids. NCBI's taxonomy places the organism in Eukaryota, Fungi, Ascomycota, Dothideomycetes, Pleosporales, Pleosporaceae. Gene Ontology annotation, biological process: mitochondrial RNA 5'-end processing. Gene Ontology annotation, cellular component: mitochondrial envelope; mitochondrion. The record is from RefSeq and is a predicted model, not a curated record. The transcript has 2 exons.